Messenger RNA from Gadus morhua (Atlantic cod), 7645 nucleotides. RefSeq names its product regulatory factor X7b (gene rfx7b). Lineage: Eukaryota; Metazoa; Chordata; Actinopteri; Gadiformes; Gadidae. Gene Ontology annotation, molecular function: RNA polymerase II cis-regulatory region sequence-specific DNA binding; DNA-binding transcription factor activity, RNA polymerase II-specific. The record is from RefSeq and is a predicted model, not a curated record. Gene Ontology annotation, biological process: regulation of transcription by RNA polymerase II. Bases 276 to 4757 code for a protein of 1493 amino acids. The transcript has 10 exons.
GCGGCCGGCAGCAGCACUACCCCCUGUAGCGGCUGCAGGGCCAGGCGUGCUAUUUGCGGCAGUAGUGGAGUCCUUCGCUGGAUGUCUUUUGUACGUCCGACUGUUUUUGUUGUCGUUUUAUAUUUUUCGUGGGGUUGAGAUCGUAGUCUAGGUGACCAUGUUUCACGGCGGGUCCAGCUGCAGCUCCACCUAGCCGGGCUGUACCCGGGGUGAUGCCCGCCCAGCGGAGGACGAGGCCUACCCGUUGAGCUCCCCUCCGCCCCACAACCUCCGCCAUGGCUGAGGAUCCACAACAACCCGGGGGGCAGAGGCCCUCCGUGGCGGGCCCGGGCUCUCUUCCGACGCUGGUGCCGGGACUCCAGGGGCCCGAGGCAAAUGCGUUACAGUUCAAAAUAAAAAACUCAAUUUGCAAAUCUGUACAAUCAAAAGUGGACAACAUAUUGCAAGAUGUUGAGAAGUUUACAGACAUCGAAAAGCUCUACCUCUACCUCAAGCUGCCUUCUGGUCCAGGCAACGGCAAUGACAAAAGUAGGACUGAGAAUCAGAGGGGUUGCUCCACUCCGGGACUAUGUGAUCAGAAUUCCAUGUCAUCGAGCCGUACUCAACAAAUGUAUGCAUUCAACUGGAUAAGGAACCACCUGGAGGAGCACCCGGAGACCUCCCUGCCAAAGCAAGAGGUGUACGACGAGUACAAAAGUUAUUGUGACAAUCUUGGCUACAAUCCACUGAGUGCAGCAGACUUUGGAAAGAUAAUGAAGAAUGUCUUUCCCAACAUGAAGGCACGUCGACUGGGCAUGAGAGGGAAAUCCAAAUACUGUUAUAGCGGCUUGAGGAAGAAAGCUUUUGUUCACAUGCCGUCCCUACCAAACCUGGACCUGCAGAAGUCUGGAGAUGGGUGUGAGCUGAUGGAGCCCAUGGGUCAGUCUCCCAGCGCCGAGGACGAGAUGCGGUCUGCGGCCUGCGGCUUGGUGUGUGAGUGGGCCCAGAAGGUCCUUACCCGGCAGUUCGACCACGUGGAGGACCUGGCCCGCUUCCUGCUCAACAGCCACUACAUCGGGACCAAGUCCAUGGCGGCGCUCACUGUUAUGACGGGAACGCCCACCGGCCUUAAGACGCCCACGCCCUCGGCCUUCGUGCCCACCGCCGAGGCCAACUCGUUCCAGCCCCAGGUGAAGACCCUGCCCUCUCCCUCGGUGGAUGCCAAGCAGCAGCUGCAGCGCAAGAUCCAGAAGAAGCAGCAGGAGCAGAAGCUCCACUCGCCCCUGCCCAGCGACAGCCAGAUCAAACGGACGGAGGUCAGCACCCCGGGGCCCACCAUCCCAACCAGCAGCCCCGCGCUCCUCUCCCCGCAGCCCACCAUUGGCAUCGUGGUGUCCGCCGUCCCCAGUCCCAUCACGGUACAGGGAUUUGUGCAGAGGAGCAGGCAGCCUAUGACCUCGCCCAGCCCCGUGGGCGGCGCCGAGGGGAAGGUGAUGCCCGUCAAUUUCCAAGUGGUCACUCAGUCCAUCAAGCAGUCUCCCAAGACCCAGCAGAGCAUCUCGGCAAGCCCGGUGGGGGACCGCCUGGCCAGGCACCGCUACGCACAAAUCCUCCCCAAGCCCUCGGCCACCAGCGCCAUCACGCUGCGCUCGCCGCCCACGCUGCUCAUCACCAACAGCCCCAUCAAGACGGUGAUGCCCCAGCCCCACGUCAGCUCUGUCAACGUGGUCAAGAUGACGGCCAUCUCGCUGACGCCCGGCGGCGGCGGCGGAGCGAACCUGCGGCCUGCCUCCACCGGCAUGGCCGUCGCCUCCGUCUCGGAGGACCCCCACCAGAUCCGGUGCCCCAACCCGCUCAACACGCCUCACUCCCCGGCCCUCAGGCCCAGUGCCCCGGGGCCCGUCCUGGCCCUCCACAGCGACGGCAAGGCAGAGCAGGGCGAGCCGGGCUCCUCCACCAAGUUCAGAGCCGCCAGUGAACCCAGCUUCUUCGUCAAGUUCUCGCCCAUCCCGGACAAAGUGGCCCGGACCAAAAGUGACUCCCAGUCUCCUCCCGCCGCCGUGGCCGCGGCCGGGGCCCAGGAGAGCAAUAACGGCGGCUGUCUGGACAGCCAUCUGUACCUGACUGUUGAGAAGCCGCCCAACGGCUCCCCGGCCGUCACCCUGUCCCCCAAGGAGCCCGGCUCGGACGCCAAGGGCCCCAGGAAGCGCUCGGGCCCCGGGGUGGAUGCCCACAUCAUCCCCGUGAAGAGAGUGUUCAUCUCCCAGCAGCCGGUCGCCUUCAUCGAAAAUCCCAAACCCGGUCUGAGCCGGCCGGCGGCCAAGAGGGUCGCCCGGGCGGUGGGGGGGCCGGCCGCCCGCCCGGAGAGCGCCCCCUGCAAGGUGACGGUAAAGCAGACCUCGCUGGGCCCCGGGGCACAGGUCCUCGCCCUCUCCGACUUGCCACUCACGCAGCCCUCGGGCCCCCGGACCCUUGUGAGGCCCCAGGCCCUGCUGGUGAAGCGCGAGUGCCGAGCCGCCUCCGGCGAGGCCACUGUGGUGGCGGCGGCGGCCCCCAUGAGCAGCGCUGCGGACCAGGCGCUGCUGCAGCAGAUGGCCGCCGCCGACCCUCACCUCAUACCAGCCAACUCAGGAGCACACGAGGCCUCGGCCCUCGGUGACCUCAAGAGCACAAUGUGGGAGGAGGGUCAGCUGGAGGCGCUGCAGAAACAGGCGUUCGCUCAGCAGACGCCCGCCGAACACAGCCAGGCGCAGGCCGACCAGCUCGCCCUGAUGGGCCAGGCCGGCGAGGCCUCGGGCCAGCUCGCGCUCUCCCAGGAGAUGCUGGACUUCUCGGGCUCCCAGCCCAGCAUGGACUACUUCCCCUUCAACGACGACGACAUGACCCAGGACAGCAUCGUGGAGGAGCUGGUGCAGAUGGAGGAGCAGAUGAAGCUCAAGGGCCUGCAGCCUCUGUUCAGCUCCUGUGUGGACAUGUCGCUGCAGGGCCAGUCGGCCGGCCCCCCGGCCUCCAUCCUCAACGCCCACCCGACUGGCCCGGCCUUCUUCCACUCCGCCCACAGCAGCACCACCCCCGUGCAGACCCCUACGCCCACCCCCACCCCGACCCCCACGCCCACCCCCACCUCCGAAAUGACCCUGGGACACAGCAUGACCCGAGAGAGCCCAUGCUCCCGCAUGGCGGUGGUCACCCCGGUGGACGGGGCCAUGGGGCGCCACACCCCCAUCAGCACGCCGCUGUCCAACUGCAGCGGCAGCGUGCCCCCCAGCCCGGUGGAGUGCAGGAACCCCUUCGCCUUCACGCCCAUCAACUCCAGCAUGGCGGGCUACCACGACUCCAGCGUGGUGUCCAGCAGCCCGGUGAAGCCCAUGCAGAGGCCCAUGGCCACGCACCCCGACAAGGCCAAGCUGGACUGGAUCAACAACCGCUACAACAGCAGCAGCAGCGGGCCGCUGUCCAAUCAGAGCCUCGGCAUCCUGCCCAGCUACCAGGACCUGGUGGACGACCAGUUCCGGAAGCCCCACGCCUUCGCCGUCCCCGGCCAGUCCUUUCAGGUCCAGUCGAGGCAGGACGCCCACUUUGGCCGCCUGACCCCCAUCUCUCCGGUGCAGCAGCAGCAGCAGGUGAGUAACAUGACCGUGCCGACCAAGCAGGAGAGCUUCGCCGUGCCCGCCCCGCUGGACAACAAGGCCGCCGCGUCCUCGGGCUCCGCUACGUUCCGUUGCCGCAGUGUCAGCCCGGCGGUGCGCCAGCGGAACUUCAGCGGCACCACGGCGGCCCCGACCGCCGCUGUCACCAGCACCACCACCACCACCACCACGCGCGCCGUCAUCUCCCCGUUCAACGCCGCCAUCACCUCCGAGAUGCUCAGCAUCCUGUCCAACAGCCAGGGGGCGGGCUCGGCCCACAGCAUGGCCCAGCGCAGCCAAUCGGUGCCUCUGAACAUCAUGAUGCAGAGCGAGCUGCUGCCGCUGCAGGGCCAGAACAACAACACCAAGAUAACCAGCGUGCUCCUGAGCAAGAUGGACUCGGAGGGGGACGAGGCGGUGCGCGGCCUGGGCAUCAACAACCUCCCCUCCAACUACACCGCCCGCAUGAACCUCACGCAGAUCCUCCAGACCACCGCCUCCUUCAGCGGGGGGGCCGCCCACCCCGCCCAGCUGCCGGCCAGCUCCAGUCCCGCGGCCUUCGGUCUCCAGCAGGGCUACCUCACCGGCGGCCCCGCCGAGCCGGGGGGCUUCCCGGGACCCGACGAGGCCCAAGCACAAGCGGGCCCCAGUGGGCAGGACCAGCAGCAGCUUCAGCAGCAGCAGCAGCAGCUCCAGGAGGCGGCGGCGGUGCGCACGCAGGCCCAGCUCCUCCGCCAGAGCGCUCAGCAGCAGGAGGUGGCGGUGGCGGCGGCGGCGGCGGCGGCGGAGGAGGAGCAGCAGCAGCUGGACUUCAACAACACGGUGAAGGACCUGCUGGGCGACGACGGGCUGAACCCCAGCUCCCAGCUGGUGGGGCAGGUGGCCUCGGAGCUGAACGCCGUGGCCUCGGACUUCUCCAACGACAUCAGACUGACCUCGGAUCUGUCCAGUAGCAUCACUGACCUGAACACCUUGGACCCCAACCUGCUGUUUGACCCCAACCAGCCGCAGGAACAAUAUGAAGACUCAACACUGGAGGAGCUGAAGAACGACCCACUGUUUCAGCAGAUAUGCAGUGACCCCGUGAACUCUGGCUUCGAGUGGCUGGAGAGCAAAGACCAGCCCACCACGGUGGAGAUGCUGGGCUGAGGUUAAACUCUCUGUGGGUUCCCCCCGUCGUUCGUGUGGCGUGUCCGUUGUGUACGUGUUUUUAUACUAUUGUUUGUUUGGGAUUUGUCUGGACGUUGCCAUUUGUCCUGUUUAAAGUGCCAGGCUUACCAGAAAAUCUCUCCUACUGAUCUUUACAGCAUUUCUUACCUUUACUUUCUGUCACCCUGAAUUACAGUCUUUACCACUUCUCUCUUUCUCUAUCCGUCCGUCUGUCUGUCUGUGUCCGUCUGUCCGUUUAUCUCUCUCUCCCUAUCUCUCUCUCUGUCUCAUGUGAAAUCAGAAAUGUAUGCAUUUCAAGUGUGUGUAUUUAUCAAUUUCUAAGAUAUGAACACAGAAAGAAGCUUAAUCUUCCAUAUUAUAGGCGAUCAAUAAUGCAAUAUUUGUAUUCAACAAACACUUAAUAUUGAGAUAAGUUGGAAAUUUGGCACAAAAGACCAAUCUGUAUGUUGUCAACACGUGUUUUUAAAGUGUGCAUCUCACAUACAACCAUGAGGAAGGUCAUAUUGGGAUUGUAAUAUAUGCACAUGAAAUAGUACACCUGCCUGCCAUAUCUGAAUAUAAAACGGGUAGCAACUCGCUACCAGGUGCUGAAUUUAUGACAUAAUCUUUAUAUUUUAUCAUAAACCAAAACGGUGAAGAUCCAGACUUGUCUGAGCAUUGUUCAACAGUGACAUUUUUCUUAAAAGCCUAUACUACUUGUACUGUUUAUUAUCUUACAAAGGGAGUAGACGAGUCCGUAGAGAGAAGAGUGAACUUCAGGCCACUCUGUGGACUUCACACGUGGAUAGGAACAACUGGCUGCCUUAUUCCCAAAGUCCUGGCCUUACGCCACCGUUAGAGACACUGUACAUAGUAUUACGCCGCCUCAGAAACACCCAGGGCGUCCUCAUAUCCAGGCAGCUGUUCUUCUGCUCAUCAUUUCUGCACUAUUUCCUCAUAUUUGUUCAUUCGUUAUCUUUUGGGUUAAUUAUCAGUGUUAUAGAUGAUGCAUAUUGUAUAGACUAUGAACUUGUCCCCUUACCAGUUGUAUAUGGAGAAUAAGUUGGCGUUUUUAUGAAUACCUUUGGCUGACAUGCAUUCCGCUAGAGAUCAUUUGCCGUUCUCUACCCCUCCCCACCCCAUUCCCUUGGGUUGCAUUUAGAGAAUCGAUGGUAUGGAAAUGGCUACGUUACCUGUGGAGCCUGGGUGGUGCGAUGCCAUGGCUAGGCUAGUUGUGAGACAGUUUUAGUUGAAAUCCAGCCUUAUUUCCAUACCAAAGAUGAUUUGUUAUAACGUUGAGAUGAUCAUAUCUGCAUACACUCCUUGUUACCAUUAAGAAAGAAGGGAAACUGGCAGCAUUAGAGAUUUUUUUUGAUUAACUUAAAAAGAGUUUUAUGGCAUUAAAUAAAACAACAUUCAUUUGCAAAAAUCUAUGUAAAGUAUGUACAUUAUAAAAAUGGUCCCUCCUAUGCUUUAUAGGCAACUAUGGACCAGAAAGCAUGUUGAAACCAUCACGGCUAGCCAGGUAGGCUAUGUGAUAUAGUAGGAUGCUAUGCUUGAGUUUCUGACUAUCGUCAUUGUUGUAUAAGUCAUGUUAAAGCUCCAUCUGUAUAUAGGAUAGAUACAAAGCUAUUUGAUGUAUCAAGACACUAUAUUAUGGCCAUUAUUCUAGCUAAGUCUAUGGUGCCAUCAUGAAAAAAAAAACUUUACCGAAAUUAUAGUAGGCAAGAAUACUGUGUGUGUUAUGUGUUACAUUUCUGGCUUGAUUUGUUGUUCAAGUGAUGCUGUCUAUUGGGUCUCUCGCUUGCUGAUGUAUUUAGUUUCUGUUCCGUUUUACUUUGAUGCUAAUAGGCCUCUGCCGUUGCAGAUUGUGAUGUGUGCUGUGGAGCGGGAACAAUGGCAUGGUGUAUUGAUGAGGGGAUACAGAAAAAGAGUUGUAAUCCUUUAGGCUGGUUGAAAACAUUUCUGUGACAAACAUUGCGCUCAAAGCCUUUAAGCCGACACUGGAGAAAAAAAGUCAAUGAAUUAUACUUCAAACAAACUUUGGAAGUUCACAUUGUUGCACUAAAUUUGUAUGACCUAAGGCUUUGCCACACCUUUAUGGACAAAUGGUAAUGAUGGAUACCCGCAAAAAAUAUUUUUGUUAUGACAACAUGAGUUAGGAAACUUAAUUGAAUUGUCAAAUUAUUGACUGAAUAAUUGUCUUGUAGCAAAAUGUGCUUUAAUCUCAGUGAGAUACACAUUCUUACUCAUUCUCAUACAUGAGAAUAAAAGCAUUGAGGAUAGAGAAAUGUUGAAAUAACCUUUUAAAACCUACAUGCUCAUUAUGUUGAUAAAAAUGAUUGUACGCACGCAUGUGUGAUGAAUUCUAUCGUACUUUGUAUCUUGGUGACCACUGUCAUGUGAUUUGGGCGGGCUCUGUUAAUCAGACAGACAGUGCUGGUUCUUGAGUUGCGCAACUUUCAUUGUGUGCUGUUUACUAAGUUAAUAUUGUUCUUAAUGCUAUAUGUUCUGACUAUGUUUUUCAGUCAAUUUUUUUACAUAUUGUUUCACAUAGCAUUUUGUGAAGUUAAUAUCUUUCUCAUCAUUUCAUUUUUUAUGUUAAUAAGGCACUGAUAUUUCAAUUUGAAUGAAGGAAAAAAAAAACGACCCAAUGCACCAUAAAGAUGUACACGAGCCUCUGAACCUUGACCCCCGACUGACCCAGUACCAACUGUCCGUUUCUACCAGUAGAAUAGCCGUCCUCUGUGGUGUUGUCUGGUGUACUGCUUCAUGUACAGUAGCUUGUUGAUAUUGCAACUGCGUUGUUUCCUUUUUUUCAAUGGAAAGUACUCACUGGUGAGAUUUUUAAAGUGGUUUUAAAAGCCAAUAAACUUUUUUAAAGAAUG